AUGACUUUCCGAACCGCAAAGGCUUCAGCCAUGGACAAGAAAAAGAACGCCGUCAACGCCUUCAAGAGCUGGGAUAACUUCAAGCAAUGGGUUCUUGUGCCAGACACGGCACUGGAUCGCCAUUCGAACGGAGAGACGGGUCAGACCUGGUCAAACGUUGAUCUCGACCCAACACCCCCCGAGAAGCGCACCUGGAGGUGGUACAACUAUGUCAUCUUCUACUUCGCCUUGUCGUUUGGCAACUGGACCCUGGGCUCGAGUUUGAUCGGUAUUGGCCUCAACUACUGGCAGGCCAUCCUGGCCAUCUUCAUCUCCCAGUUCAUCAGCUCUAUCGCCAUGCUCUUCAACUCCCGAGCCUCCUCUGUGUACCAUCUCGGAUAUCCAAUCAUUGCCAGAAGUGUCUUUGGCAUGUGGGGAUCUUACUACUUUGUGGGUGCUAGAGCAAUUUUGGCAGUCGUCUGGUUCGGUGUGCAAGCCUUCUCAGGUGCCUCGUUGGUCGCCAACAUGCUUCGUGCAGUUUUCGGACACAACUACACCGAUAUUCCCAAUCACAUCCCCAAGUCGCAAGGCAUCACCUCUGCAGGCAUGCUUGCCUUCUUCUUGUUCUGGCUCGCUCAUUUCCCUCUGGCUAUGCUGCGUCCCUACCAGCUACGCACUUUCUUCAACGUCAAGACGGCGCUCAUGAUCCCAGCUGUGUGGGGACUCUUCAUCUUCUGCAUGGCCAACACCCACGGCGAGCUAAAUACCAGCAAGCUCUCAGAAGCCGCUGGAGUAAGCGCAUCUGGAAAAUGGGGAUGGUUCUUCAUGAACGCAGUCAAUGCUGGUCUCGGAAACACUGCCACUCUGAUCACCAACCAGCCCGACAUUGCCAGAUGGAGCAAGACGAAAUCUGGUGCCAUGUGGUCGCAGAUGAUCACCAACCCGCUCGCUGUCACACUCUCUGCCAGUCUGGGUAUCUUGUCCACUGCCGCCAUCAACAACGCAUGGGGUCUGUCGCUCUGGAACCAGUGGGAUCUUCUCGACGCAAUCAUGAACAGAUACUGGAGAAGUGAUGUCCGCUUUGCUGUCUUCCUCACCGCCGGGUGCUGGUCGGUCAGUCUGUUGGGAACCAAUGUCGCUGCCAACAUGAUUCCAUUCGGCUCAGACUCCAGCAUGUUGUUCCCUCGCUUCAUCACCAUUCCUCGUGGACAGUUCCUCGUCACCUGCUUGGGUUUCGCUAUCGUCCCUUGGAAGAUCCUCGCCUCCGCCUCCGUCUUCACCACUUUCCUCGCCGGCUACGGCCUUUUCAUGGCCUCGGUAGUCGCAAUCAUGGUCUGCGAAUAUUUCUGCCUGACCCGCGGCAACAUCUUCAUUGCCCACUGCUACAACGGCGGCAAGGAGAACCCACACUACUACUACAAAUUCGGCUGGAACAUUCAAGCCGUCAUCGCCUACCUCUGCGGUAUCGCUCUUCCAUUCCCUGGCUUCGUGGGCAGUCUGGGCGCCAACGUCGGCACUGUCGCCCUUCACAUGGGCCAUCUUGGCUGGAUGUUGAGUUUCACAACCAGUUUUGUCAUCUACUAUGCCAUCUGCAGUAUCUGGCCUACGGAAAACCAAAAGAUCAUCAAGCAGAUGGGCUUGAGGUUCGAGGAGAUGGCUGAGAGGGAUAUGAUGGCGCUCGAUGGUACCAUCAUCCCCGAAGGCGCCGAGGGCAUGUCUGAAGACCAGAUCGCUUGGGAUGACGCCGAGAAGAAGAGUGCUGCUUUCGACUCGCGCAGAGUCAGUGACUAA
Messenger RNA from Aureobasidium namibiae CBS 147.97, 1770 nucleotides. RefSeq names its product allantoin. Gene Ontology annotation, molecular function: nucleobase transmembrane transporter activity. Gene Ontology annotation, biological process: nucleobase transport; transmembrane transport. The record is from RefSeq and is a predicted model, not a curated record. Lineage: Eukaryota; Fungi; Ascomycota; Dothideomycetes; Dothideales; Saccotheciaceae. Bases 1 to 1770 code for a protein of 589 amino acids. The transcript is spliced from 4 exons. Gene Ontology annotation, cellular component: plasma membrane.